Messenger RNA from Chelonoidis abingdonii (Abingdon island giant tortoise), 453 nucleotides. The record is from RefSeq and is a predicted model, not a curated record. Lineage: Eukaryota; Metazoa; Chordata; Testudines; Testudinidae.
CCCAGGACGCCUCUUGCGAGGAACAAACAGGCGUACAGGAAGGCAGCGAUGAGAUGGCACCCGGAUAAAAACCCAGAGACCGAGCAAUACGCCGAGCGGAAGUUCAAAGAAAUAACAGAGGCGUAUGAAGUGCUGUCAGACAAGAGCAAGCGCGACCUCUAUGACCGCUACGGCAAGGAUGGGCUCAUGGGGGCAGCAGGGCCUGGGGGAUCGAGGGCUGAAGAUGGAGCCCCUGGAUUUACUUUCAACUUUGCCAUCAUCCGUGACAUCCUCAGAGAGUUCUUUGGGGGACGAGAUCCUUUCUAUGAGUUUCAAGCCAGAAGGGACCAUUAUGAUGGUCUAGUUUGAGUUCCUGCCUAGCACAUGCCAGAAAAUCUUCCCCAGAACUUUCUCUAUCAAGCCCGUAACUCCUGCUUGAGCCACAGCAUCUCAUUUACAAAAUAUCCAGUUAUG